Anisakis simplex (herring worm) is the source of this 438-nucleotide messenger RNA. The record is from the annotation of a GenBank genome assembly. Lineage: Eukaryota; Metazoa; Nematoda; Chromadorea; Rhabditida; Anisakidae.
AUGGAACUUUCAAUUCAAUCGUCAUUUCUGGAUAUCGCUGCGUACGGCACUUUUCACGUCGUUGACUAUUCAGGUCGACAUUCGAAUCUUUUAGUUGAUCUCUUCGUUUUGAUGAUCGGACAAUUGACGCCAUUCUUCAACAAUCUACCUGAUACCGCAACUCUGAUUCUACUUUUAUCAGUGAUCGUCACAAUGCUCCUCUCAGAAUUGGUCGUAUUCUUGGUUGUAUCGCUUCACUCGCGAGAUUCAGGCAGCAGCAGCACCUCGGCUAAAGGCCAUCGGCUUUCCACUGUGCUCAUUGCGCCGCCGUCAGAUAACGAUUCAUCGAGCAACAAGAUUGUUAAGGAUUGUGAUAAAUCCCCCUUAGACGUACCCAAAUUCGAUGUUAUUGUCAGUGAUAAUGCAUCAUCAAAUCAGCUGAAUGUUCAAAAACUCUAA